Messenger RNA from Misgurnus anguillicaudatus (oriental weatherfish), 724 nucleotides. NCBI's taxonomy places the organism in Eukaryota, Metazoa, Chordata, Actinopteri, Cypriniformes, Cobitidae. The record is from RefSeq and is a predicted model, not a curated record.
AUGGUUUUCAUCCACUUUCUUUUAGAUAUUAGACUGAUAAAUGGAUCUAAUCAGUGUUCUGGAAGAGUGGAGGUCUUAUAUAAUAAUCAAUGGGGAACCGUCUGUGAUGCUGGCUGGGAUUUAACAGAUGCUGCUGCUGUGUGUAAGAGCAUGGGUUGUGGGACUCCUGUAGCUGUAAAGACAGGAGCUUUCUUUGGGCAGGGUUCAGGACCCGUGUGGCUGGAUGAUGUGAGAUGUUCUGGGAAUGAGCCAUCAGUAAAAAAUUGUCCAUCAAAGACAUUAGGAACAAGCAGCUGUAGCCAUGGACAAGACGCUGGAGUCGUCUGCAACCCUCCUGUUAGGUUGGUGAAUGGCAGUAACUCAUGUUCUGGACGAGUGGAGGUUCUUAAUAAUGGUCAAUGGGGGACAGUGGCUUCAGAUUGGUGGGACUCUACUGAUGCUGCAGUGGUGUGUAGAGAGGUCGGAUGUCCAACCAGUGAAGUGAAAAGCUAUGCCUACUAUGGACCUGGUGUGGGACCAAUAUGGAUGAAUUUACUUGAAUGUACAGGAAAUGAAGUGUCACUAAAGGAGUGCAAAUAUCGUGGAUGGACAUCAUACUAUGAUCAUACACAUGAUGUUGGAAUUAUCUGUCGAGGUGGGAUAGAUAGCGGUUUUGUUUGUUUUUUUACUUUGCCAAUCUUUACCCUUCAAGUGGCCCUAGGAUGUUUAUGAUUGCAUACAAAAA